Solanum dulcamara is the source of this 838-nucleotide messenger RNA. RefSeq names its product mediator of RNA polymerase II transcription subunit 15a-like. The transcript is spliced from 4 exons. Bases 186 to 551 code for a protein of 121 amino acids. Gene Ontology annotation, molecular function: chromatin DNA binding; transcription coactivator activity. The record is from RefSeq and is a predicted model, not a curated record. NCBI's taxonomy places the organism in Eukaryota, Viridiplantae, Streptophyta, Magnoliopsida, Solanales, Solanaceae. Gene Ontology annotation, biological process: regulation of DNA-templated transcription.
AGUCUAAACUUGUUUCUAUUUGUUUGAAUUGUAAAGCUAGUUCAUACGGGGUGGAUUGUCCAAGACCAUAUAAGUAGACCACCCCUGCCUUUUUCAUCCGAUGUGGGACUCUUGAUGCAAUUUGUUCUCCAAGCCCAUACGAGGAAACCACCCAUCCCUUUUUUAUCUGAUGUGGAUUCUUCAACAUGAAUGAUGCAAUUUGCUUAAACCGCUUCUUUGAGAUGCUUUACUUCAUCCGAGGGCCAGACCCACUUGUGGGGUUAUACUGGCAAGACUAUCUUCGGAAGAUAUCUUUAAAGAUGCUGACGAUGGAGACAAAAUCUCAAAAUCCUAUAACCAAUUCUAUUCAGCCAAAUCCUGCAAGUAGUGGUCAGAAUGCCCUUGGUCCAGGAUCCCACAGCAUGCAAUCCCAAGUUAACAGCCAAGCACAGCAACUUCCUGUACCUAUGGCACAAAAUACAUAUGCACAUCAGCCGCCUACCAUGGAUUCUGAUGGGCUAGAUAUUGCUUCGGAGUUGGAGUUUGAUAGACUUCUGAGUUUGAUUGAUUAGAUGGUAGUUAUGAUGGACUGUGUCAUGGAUGGAAUGGUUUUGGUACUUCUGGUAUUGAUAGAUUGGGUUGUAGUUUUGAUGGAUUGAGUUCUAGUACUAAACGUGAUGAGCGUUUAGCGCAUGAAGGGGUUAUGUAAAGUACUCGCAAACUCAUGCACCCCUCCCUAGAUUAUGUAAAGUACUUGUGAACCCAUGCAUCCUUAGAUUAUGUAAAAAGUACUGAAUCUUUUAAAUUACUUAUAUUUUAUGUGGGAACCCUAGCAAAAAUUUGAAAUAUCCAUCUCCAA